CUUCUCGUGGGUCCCUCCAGGGCAGGAGGGGAGGGUGGGUGUUGCAGCUGAUUUCAUCAACCGUAGGGCUCCGGGCCAGCCGGUGGGUCUGUCUGGGGGCAGAGCAGAACAGCCCUGACUUGCUCAGGAGCCCGCACCAGGAUCGCUGCGGCUGGGAAGCAGCAACAUAUAACCCACAUGAUGGUAUUUAAUCUGGCUGACCUGUUUUCCACUGCCCAGUUCUACCAGCUGCCAACUUCAGAUAUGCAAUUCCAAUGAGCCGACCUCAUGAGGCAGAUACGGCGUUAUUAAUUCCUUUCCUGAUUUGGUGCAUGAGGUUAUGAGAGAAGUGACAUGAAGAGAGGCCCAGUGCUGGUUUUUACCCUGUUUCUUGUCACCGAGGUCCGAGGUGCUGCUCCAAACCCAAUGGAAUGCCAGGAGAGUGAGUAUCUGGAUGAGCACAGGAAGUGUGUUCCUUGCAGAGAGUGUGGCCCUGGAUGGGAGCUUUCCAAGGAGUGUGGCUAUGGUGAAGGAAGGGAUGCACAGUGCACUGCUUGCCCUCCCAGGAGGUUUAAGGACAGCUGGGGAUUCCAUGGUUGCAAACCUUGUCUUUCCUGUCCCCUCAUCAACCGUGUCCAGAAAUCCAACUGCACUGCCACUUCCAAUGCAGCCUGUGGGGAAUGUCUGCCAGGGUUUUACAGUAAAACCCGGAUUGGCGGGCUGCAGGAUCUGGAAUGCAUCCCAUGCACAAAGCAGACGCCUUCCUCUGAGCCUCAGUGCAGCUCCAGGUCUAGCCUGGUGAAGGCAGUGAUUCCCACAGUACCUCCCCAGGAUACUGCCCUCCUAGUGCUGACUAGCAGUGCGCUAGUCAUCAUUGCGUUGGUGCUGCUGGCACUCGCUAUCAUCUGCUGCAAGCGUUUCUGGAAGAGCCAGUGUCAGCGAGUGUUUCUGAGGACCCAGAGUUUCUCGGCCCAGAGGGUGAUGUUCUGGGCCUCAGCCAUGCCAAGCAGGUUUCCCUGUGAGGAACAGAUGUCUAGUCCCUGCUGCUUGGGUGUGAAGAACCUGAGCCCAUGCUCCAGGCAAGCAGAAGGUCCUGUUGAACCGAUUCAGUUCAUUUCGGAUGGUGAAGCCAUAGGCCUGCAGAUCCCUGCUCUCCAGCCCAAUUCAGAAGCGAUUGCCAUCAGCCCCAAUCCCAAAUCCCAGCUGGCGAGGAGCGUCUUGGAGACCCAACCCCUGAUAAGGAACUCAGGGUCCAGCGACUAUUCUGCGGGGGGCUUGUCAUCCUCAGAUGCCAGGCAGGGCCCAGCUGGGUUCACAGAAGCCCUAACUCCCCUCUCAUCAUGUGCCUCAGAGAUGCAGCCCAGAUGGCCCCAUGCCCCGGUGGAGUGUACGGAGCUAGACCUGCAGAAGUUCUCCACCCAGGCCGAGUUUAUGGGUACCAAAAGCCAGGAGGAUGCAGAGAAGCAGGUGGCUCAGAGGGUCCGGAGACAUACAGAUGAACUAACCCUUGAAGUGCCCCUGUUUGGUGCCCCUCUGAUAACACAAAGUGAACUUGUUCUGGACCCUGCCAGGGGGUCAUCCUCAUCCUUCCAAAUUGCCACUGCUGAAAGCAGAGAGCAGCCUGUGAGUGAUGUCCUGAGCCUUGUGAGUGAGAUUAGCAGAGCCACACAAGGUCUCCCCAUAGCACAGCUCCCCCACUCCUUGGUGCUGUCACUCGGCUUCCAGUUGGACCCUUGCUUGUCUGGUCUCAAGAAUUUCAGCCACGUGGGGUUGGAGCUGGGGGUCCCAUCCCAUCUGGUGAGCAGGAUGUCUGGAUUCAAGCAGCUCGUUGCUCACCUCGCCUCCUCAGGAGACACAGUCACUGUUCCUGCCCUGGCCCGGGUCCUACAGCGACUCCAGCGCUUCGACGCCUUGCUCCUACUCUGCGAUCAUUUCAUUAUGAGCCAGGCCCAGGGCUGCCAACGCUAGGGGAAACACAUGUUGCUGCCUCCGCACACAGAGGGAGGGGCAACUUCAGGCAUAGUUUUGGCUGGGUGAACCUGGCAGCGAUGCUGCUGCCUGCUUCCUACCCACUUUUUGUGGGCUGUGUGGCGGUUGCCUUUGAAUCUUUGGGGUAGAAUCACAGUAGAAUGAUGAGUCUGUGAGAGCUCACUCAGCAAAUUUCUCUCUCUUGACCACUGCUUGAGACCUACCUUGUGCUGGUGAUGGCUGGCAGAUGCACAUGGUACCUCCAAAUGCCACCUUUCUUCAUACGUGUUUAUAUCGAUGCCCAGAAAUGUUGUGGCCCUCAUGGUCACCAUGCAUUUGCCUCCACGGGCAGUUGUGGAUUUAUAAUGGGCCCUCCAAGCACACAGUGUAUCCUUGAAUCACAUCUCAGCUGUAAUGAUUGAACUCUUUGUGUGAGGGGCUGUAAUGUGGUGUAUGAAAAUAUCCCCCAACUCUAAGGUGGAGCUCAGAGAGUCUGGACUCUCUCUGUUGGAUUUCUCCCCCGCAGGUGAUUGUAUCUUCCUCUUAGAGGCCUGAUAAUCAUUUGUUCUCUCCCCCUCACUCCUCACACUUUUUAGAUGUGGGCCUUCUCCAUUUGGCAGACGUAUUUUGCUGGCUUUUUGCUCAGCUUUCUGCUGUGGCUGCCUUUUUGUUUACUUCUCCUUUUGUGCACCGACGAGGGGACCUGUUCUUGGAGAAGGGUUCUUUAGCUGCCACUCCUUUCUUUCUUUUUUUUUUUUUGGCCAGGGAGGAGGGACUCAUGCACUGAAUUUCUGUGUGCCAUACCAAAAUAGCGGUGUGUUUAAUUGUAUUUCAUGGCUGUGGAAUAGUACCAUUUUCGUAAAGCAAUAUUUCUAAUUGUGAGUCAGGAUUUUUUUAAGCAUGGUGGAGUUUGCUCCAGUGCAGAUGGCAGGGUACUUGCUGCAUUCCCCAGUCUUCUGCUAAGCACCUCUGCUUCCUUGCCCUAAGGGGCUUGCUAAUGAGCUCCUCUGUGCUGAUGUUUGGAGGACAGCACAGCACAUAUUCUGCUCUUCUGCAUGUCUGAAGUUUUCAGAACACGUGACCCAAACAAAACCCUUGUGAGAAUCUGGAUGUGUAAUCCAGGGUCAGGAUCUUCCCUCCAUUGCCCCUCCUGUGAGCACCACGGGGUCUCAUCUUCUAAACACUAAAUGGAGACCACUUGGCCUGGAUGGCGCCCCGUUGAAGUGCAGACUGGAAGGAUGGCUUGGCUUUCAGCUCAUCCACUGCCCAAUUCUCUUGCUGUAGGAUGCAGGCCAUUCCCAUUGGCUUUUGUGGGAGAUGCUCUUAUCCUAUGGUGGGAAAACAGAGCCUGUGGGGUUUAUUAUGUUACGUAGCUACAACAAAAUAAACUCAGUAUAAUAAUGAAGGGUGUCUCAAUGGCACAACCACUCUAUUCCUUUGCCCUAGUUAAUUAAAAACUAAAAGGAUGGAACCCCUCAAGAACUAACUAUGCCAAGUUCAUAAUGGGAAAUGCUGGAUGAAACACCAUGGAAUAUUCUCAAAAGAGUAUUUUCUCAUUGCUAAUGUAAUGUACUGCCAUGUGCAUAACGCCCCCUACUGGAUUUAAUCAGACCUUUGUGUGGUCAGGUUCUGAUUAUUAGCCUGUGCAGGGAGGCUAAAUACUAUUCCCAGGGUUUCCAUUUGCCUGCAAGAGGCUUCUAUUGGAAGAGCAGGAAAGUAUGACUUCUCAUCCCAAUGCCAUGUGUAUUUGAUUUGGCUGAAUGAAUGUGGUGUCCAGAGGUUUGUUUCCUGGCCAUGUUAUGCUGCCUGUUAAAGUAAUCAUGUCAUUAGUGGUGAAGCGGCCUUAUUUUAAAAUAAUGUGUUGUUCAGACUAAAGAUGACCUCAUUUUCUGGUUUCUGAGAAUAGUUGUUCCAUAGGGACACACUCUUCUGACUUUAAUUUUCUCUAGGAGGAUUUGUCAGAGCUUGCCAUGGCUUGGCUGUGUUAGACUUCCUCAAGUUCCUGGAACUGGUAUCUGGAGGCAGCUUCCAACGAUGGUGGCUGCAGGUUUUUGUGCUAUUUUCUCAAAGCUGCCACCAGCUUCUCUUGUUACUGUGCAUUAAGUAGGAGCAGGUUACACUUUGAACUGCUAUCUGACAAAUUGGAUUGGUGGGAGGAAGUUGUAGAAUAUGAAACAAUCCAAGUGUCCUGUAAGGCUGGAGAAAUCCUGCCACAUGACACACCGCACACCUCCCGGAGAGAGGACAGGAAUCCAGCCCUGGCGAUCAGCUGCGAUAGUGUUUUGUGGUUGCAGAACACACCCACGGUCCAUUCAUGAGAGGACCCUAGCACUCAGGGCAUGUGACAUACUCUAUUAUACUGAUGUAUUUUUCAGCCCUGGCACUCAGCUGUGAUGGAUUCCUUUCAUAGUGAGGUAAUUUUCACAGAGCAGCUGCUCCAGAAGGAGAGGCGUUGCUGGGAGCCUGAUUGCAAUCAGCACUUUGCCAUGAAUUCAAACAGAUGGGGGCUUUCAUUCGGAUUCCAUAAAGCACACUGUUUCACUAUGGUUCACUCUAGGUGGGAUUCAGUGUGGCUCUGUUAAGUGGCAGAUGGCAUAGGCUCCCUAAAACACCAUCUCCAGGUGGAUCUUUACUUCAUUGGUGGCACAACCUUGACACUUAGUGGAUGGGGAAGGAGGUGCCUUUCUAAAAAUCUCUCCUGGGUUCUUGCCCAGUCUGUGGAGCUGGCUAUUUCAAACAAGAAUGGAGAAGAAUGUGGCUAGCUCCACAUUGCACAGGGUGAUGGUGUUGGGCUGCACGACAUUUCCCAUGUGUGCUGUAUUUUGCUGCACCUCAACACAUGGGGAUUGCUUUUUUUAGUGAAGGCUUGAGACCAACAGCUGGGGCUGGCGUUGGAGUUGCCCCAUUUAGUCUGUUUCAUCCUGCUACACCCUUGAGGGUUCAAGUCCAAUGCAGAGUUAACCUCAUGGGCUCUGGGAUAUACUCACGGAGUUUCACUGAUGCUAGGGUCCCUAGAACAAUACUGGGUGGUGAGAAGGGAGUUUUGCUGAGCAUACAUAGCGCUGCCAAAGUGCAUAGGGUGCAAAAUAUCAGACCAUCUGCACCCAGUUAGCACUGUGGGCACUGUUCAUCUUCCCAUGAGCUUUGGGGAAAAUGAGCUGGACUGUCCCUAAUUAAACCCUUCACCUUAUCUCAGCUAAGAACCAUAAGCUGUUGACAGUGCUGUGCUGUCUUAAUUUCAUUCACAUUGCCUGAGCAUCAGUGGAGUGCCAGGGACCACGCUGGUACAUUUGAGAACACCAUGUCCGUGCUGCCUGGUGUUCUGGGUAUGUUUUGCAGUAGCUGAGGGGUUAGAGAGCAGAAAGGCUGGUGGUUUUCACUGUGUUUAGUAAACAACUCUCCAAAGCGAAAAACGUAUUGCUUAUGCCAGUUACCAACGGUGCUUGGCAGCCAUCAAGCUAUAAAGGGACAAAACAGAAGGAUGGUCUUGUGGAUAAAGCAUAACACGAAGUCUGGAGAUCUGCACAUAGCUAUGCCACACAUGCUGAAUGUGUCUGGGAGGUCACUUCACCUCUCCAUUCCUGUUUCCCCACUUCUAAUGUAGGGACAAUAAUACUCUCCUACCUCGCAGAUCUGUUGUGAGGACUACUCCAUUAAUGUUUACAGCCUCCUUUGAAACCCUCAGACAGGAGACAAAUGAGAAUGACAGAGCUGUUCUAGUAGCAUAAAGCCUGGUCCCAUUAAAGUCAGAGGCAAAACAAUCAUUAACUGCAAUGGGAUCAGGAAUUUGCCUGUGGUACAUGGUUCCUCCCUUUCCUAUCCUGUGUCUCAGGCUCCCCUCUUUUCCCUUUAUUUCUGUGUAUUUUCCUGACUUUUUCCUGCCCUCUUUCCCCUAAGUUAGAUUUUCAAACUAUUUACAGUCCAAGAAGUGCGCACUGUUCUGCACUUUUCUGAUAUCAGCUGUGUAUCCCAGCUUCAACUACUCAGCAAUAUGGACAGAAACAUCAGCUCUCUUUUAAGCCCAAGAAAGGCUGACAUGUACUAUACCCUUUGUGCACUCAGUAACGCCCUGAUCUGUUGUUCUGAGUAAUGUCUGAAUAUUUUUAAGACCAAGGUUCUGAUUAGAGAGCCCCUGGUAUUGACAGUUCCAGUGCUGGGCUAGCUAAAACCAUUUCAUUACUAAUUAACUGGUAAAGACUGUCUUAACAGACUGACAUAUAUUGUGAUUUCAUUAUUAAAUGUUACGGUUUAAAGUUUGACAAUAGGAAAUGCAUAUAUCAAAACCCCAUUGGGUUCAUCUGAUCAUAGCAAUCCCUUGGCUGUUAUCAUAGCUCUGGGUGCCUGAAGUUGGGGGAGACCACAGACCACAUGGGAAUGUGUAAUUAGAUUAUAAUUAAUUGGUGUUUGCCUUUUAUGGAGUAAUUAAAGGCAUGGUGUCUCCUGGCAGCCAGCAGGGGGCACUAUUGCCUUGUUUAAACUCAAGUGCGCAUUUCGCCUGGAUGGUUUGUUACUAAUAGACAUUGGUAUCUGUUGAACAUCUUUAAGACCUGAAUCUGUUGAGGACAAUGUCUACUCAUGCGGGGCAUGGCCACCUAAAGCUGGACAUGAUGCUUUCCGUGUCUGCUAUUCACCUCUGGCAAAGUCAUGGUCAACUAGUUGCAGUUUUUGAGAUUGCCUUGCAGUAAAAAGAGGUAUUGAACGUUUUAUCCCUUCUAAGUUAAAAUGUCAAUAAAUUAUCCCUCAUUACUUGGUUACUUAACUAUGCAGCACUAAUUAAAAAGGUGCCUGAAAUGUAAAACAUCUCAGGGCAAAUGCAGAUCUGGGGCCAAGAUCCUGAUCUCUGUUAUACUGACAUAAAUUUGUAAUAACGUCAUUGACUUAAGUGGCUACUCUGGAUUUACUCCUAUACCAGUGAAAUCAAAAUCUGGUCACUAGUGUGAUGGAUUUUCACCUGCCCUUCAUGUCAUCAACUAUGGGUUAUUGGAAUCAAUGGUAGUUCUGCCCCGUGAGUUAGUUUUGCAAGCUGAGUACAUCAGCUCCCGUUGACUUCAGGGGGAGCACUGAGAGUGCUCAGCAGUGCCCCCAUGCAAGAUCCGGCCCAGUUUGAAUGUAAGGCUUUCCCUGCUCCUUCAUUUGUUUCAGGGGCUGCUGUGUCUGUUAGUGCCUAGCAGCAUAAUCAUGUAAUUAAGAAUGAAUGAUCCUCUGGAGUUACACUCUGGGAGAAAGAAAAGGAGUAGCCGUGGCACCUUAGAGACUAACAAAUUUAUUAGAGCAUAAGCUUUCGUGAGCUACAGCUCACUUC
Molecule: messenger RNA, 7249 nt
Organism: Dermochelys coriacea (leatherback sea turtle)
Lineage: Eukaryota; Metazoa; Chordata; Testudines; Dermochelyidae
Gene: EDA2R
Product: ectodysplasin A2 receptor
Exons: 11
Coding region: 334-1947 (537 amino acids)
Biological process (GO): positive regulation of JNK cascade; tumor necrosis factor-mediated signaling pathway; positive regulation of canonical NF-kappaB signal transduction
Cellular component (GO): plasma membrane
Molecular function (GO): protein binding; tumor necrosis factor receptor activity
Source: RefSeq, a predicted model, not a curated record